Messenger RNA from Bipolaris sorokiniana ND90Pr, 1334 nucleotides. RefSeq lists its product as uncharacterized. Bases 263 to 1141 code for a protein of 292 amino acids. Lineage: Eukaryota; Fungi; Ascomycota; Dothideomycetes; Pleosporales; Pleosporaceae. The transcript is spliced from 3 exons. The record is from RefSeq and is a predicted model, not a curated record.
UGUUUAUUUGCCAUUCCUACCCCACAACUUCUUUCGUUCAGCCACAUAGUAAACGGAUCAAACCAGACAAAUAUAACGAUCUAACAUUUGUAUCUUGCAUUUCCCCUUCCUCAGUCGUUUUCUCUGGAAUAUAUCUGCCUGUUUUGUUAUACGUACGUACAACUCCCGGUUGGGGAUCCAUUCGCUUGAAGGCCCGGCGUGAAGACGGUGUGUGCCACCGCAUCAACAGAAAAAAAGAGACGGGAAAGUCAGAAAAAGAAUCAUGGCACCGACACUUGCUUUCGAAUCUAAUAUUGGAGAGUUGGCGCGGAGAGCAGCUGUUUUAUCGUCUUCGUCUUUCGCUGCUUCGUUUGAAGCUGAGACUUCAUCGGGAUUGUACGCGCGGCAUGGAUUCGCGAAGAGAGAUCUAUCUGUCAACCACACCCAGGGUGUUACGCUGGGUGUGAUAGGAGCUUAUGUGGUUGUUAUUGCGUUAUUGUGGAAUUUACCGUAUGUGAGGUGGGUGUUGUGGCCGUUUAAGAUGCUCGUCAUAGCCUUCCACGAAUUCUCCCACGCAAUCACCGCCGUCUGCACCGGCGGCCGCGUCGAAUCCAUCUCGCUCGACCCCCACGAAGGCGGCGUCACGCACAUGCGCGGCGGCAAGCAGAUCGUCACGCUGCCCGCUGGCUACCUGGGCUCCUCGCUCAUCGGCGCCUUGCUCACCUUUUGCGGCUUCAACAUUGUCGCGUCCAAAGUAGCGAGUAUCGUGCUAGGUGUGUGCUUUUUGCUGACGCUGUGGUGGGCGCGCAAGGAUUGGCUGACGAUUUUGACGAUUUUGGGGAGUGUGGGGUUGUUGGUGGGCUUUUGGUUUAUUGAGCAUGGGGAGGCGUUGAGAUUUUUGGUUCUUUUCAUUGGUGUCAUGUCCUCGCUGUAUAGCGUCUGGGAUAUCUGUGAUGAUCUUAUUCUGCGCAAGGUAAAUUCUUCAGACGCGAGUGUCUUUGCGAAGCGCUAUGGAGGCUCCUCGCAGUGCUGGGGCGUCAUUUGGUCGAUUGUGUCGCUGCUGUUUAUGGUUGGUGGUAUUUUGGCUGGGUUGGCGGCGUUUAAGCAGAGUUUUGAGCAGCAGCAGAAGGAUAGUCAGGGGUUCAUUCCUACAAUGCGGUAGAUGAAGUGGUCAUACAUAGGGCAAGCUAUAAUGCUGUUUGGAAAAUAUGGAUUCAUGAUAUUGGUUGAUGAAAUAGAUUAGUACGUAUACUAUGAUCUCCCUCCCUGGGGUUAGCAGAACAUCCCACCACGUAGAAUCAUGAACAUCGUUCAAGCACUACCAACUCAAUCCCGCCAUAUAAUGAAGACUAAGC